AUGCAGUUCUUCCAUACUCAACGGGGUGCCAAGACCUGUCUUAACGACAAUGACUUGCUUACCGCACGCUCGCCCUACUACGGUCAGAACGGUUGGGGAGGAACUAUCACCGGAUCAAACAUUCCUACUCAGCAGUUGUGCUGGGACAGCACCCUUGAUAUCAUCAACCAGUGUCUCGGACACAAGAACGGUGGCUCGUAUUCCCAGAACGGAUGGAAUGUGAGCACCGACUUCUGCCCUUAA
Penicillium subrubescens is the source of this 243-nucleotide messenger RNA. RefSeq lists its product as uncharacterized. The transcript has 4 exons. Bases 1 to 243 code for a protein of 80 amino acids. NCBI's taxonomy places the organism in Eukaryota, Fungi, Ascomycota, Eurotiomycetes, Eurotiales, Aspergillaceae. The record is from RefSeq and is a predicted model, not a curated record.